Molecule: messenger RNA, 4948 nt
Organism: Xyrichtys novacula (pearly razorfish)
Lineage: Eukaryota; Metazoa; Chordata; Actinopteri; Labriformes; Labridae
Source: the annotation of a GenBank genome assembly
AGUGGCAACAGACUCCAAACAAACUUCAGGAAACUCGGGAAAUCCCUGCGUUAAGGUCUCUGCCUGACCCACUCUCACAUAACCUGACAAGUUAGCUUUCCUGUCUCAGGUGAAAUGAGCUCACCUUUGUCCAUGCUGAAGAAAACCAGGCGGUCUCCACUGCAGGGCUCUCUGGGUGGAAAACCGUAAGCUACACAAUCAAAAAGACAACAAGGUGCUGGAUAGAGUGUGAGGUGAAGUGAACAGAUAACUUAAUUAUCUUUCGUUUACAGGGACGAACAGAAAGUGCCAUUCAGGAGGAACCUGUUGAAAGGUAUGUGUUUUAAUACUUUCUUUUUCAUAAUUGUGGUCAAUGUCAAUGUCAAUGUCAGCUUUAUUUAUAUGGCACAUUUAAAAACAGCCAGUGGCCUACCAAAGCGCUUUACAGUAAAAUGGUGCUCCAGUUUUUCCUCCAGUGAAGGCUGCGGGUGUCUGAACCGGAAGAUCAUGGGACCAAUUAAAAGAAUACAAACAAACUGAAACUAAAGGAAAUAUCUCACAUUGAAAACAGAGGCAUGAAAAGUUUAGUGAUUGAUCUCAUUAAAAGGUCUGUAAAGUGAUGCAGCUAUAAGGCAUUUAGUCCCUACUAAAUAUUUCUAUAUUUUAAUCCACACCAAAUACUUAACUGAUUUAUCAACUUGUAAGGUAAUUCAGUGAUGAUUUAACUUAAGCCUGAGAGAUCUUCCCUUUUAAAUGAAGUGAAAUAAAAUUUCAAGUGUCUUGAUAAGAAGUUACUCUAGUGUAGUACUAUACAAGUUCCUAGACUUUGUUUUUCAGUAAACUGCCUGUGUAAAUGCAGUUGCUAGUUAUUGUUGAAACUUAUUUUGUACUGUAAAUCUAAACCUGCUCCCAGCAGCAUGAAAACCUUAAAUUUCCUUCUGUUAUCAGCAUUUCAUUGUUUGUUUUCAGAGUUACAGGCAGAAUUGGCUGAUGCGAACAAUGAGCCUCCCAAGAACCCUGUUGACAACACUGCCUCCACUUCAAAGUCAAAAACCCAGCUGAAGAAAGGCAUGGUUCACAUUAUUGAGUUAAAUUUUUUGGUUUGAAUUCAGUGAAAAAGAUGCUUUGACCAACUUACCUUUGAACUCAGGUGCUCCACCUAGUGACUUUGAGCUCAUGUCUGCCAUGAUGCAGCGGCUGACCCUACUGGAGAAAACAGUGAAGGUCCAAGCGCAGGAGCUUAAACAGAAGGUGAACACGCAUCGCCUCUAAAUAAAACGCAACAUCUUAGCAUUGACUAUCCCUCAUGGUUAUGACCUUGAAAAUCCUUGUUUUGUCCAAAGAAUAAAAAGAUUUCCUCUUUGGAGGAAAAACUGAAUCUUCUGAAGGACUCAGGUAACCGUUAUAGUUCAAAAGAAACAUUUGUAGAUGAAAGUCACCUGCUUCAUUUGAGCUUCAUCUGAUGUGUUUGCAAGUACAGAGGACACGUGUGAACAAAGAGAUGUUAAAAAGAGGUGCCGGCAACUGCAGCAUCAAGUAUGUGAAAUGGAGGUCAGUGUCAGUGAAUCAGUGACUGAUUUUGUUCUGGUUUAUAGUAUUUGACCUCUCGGUAUUCUGUUACUUUUCUUCCUGCAGAGCUUUCUAAAUGACUACGGUCUGAUCUGGGUGGGAGACGAAAGUGAGACACAUAACUCAGAAAGAGGCCUCUGGCAGCCUGGUAGCUUCUGUCUGUUUGUUUAAAGUUGUUCAUAAAAAAAAAACAUGAACUGCUUCUUAUUCUUGGAUUGAUUCUUAACUUCCUUCUCAAAGCAACCUCCGAGGUCAAGAACUUCCACAUGAACUUUGACCUGGUGCUACAGAGGAUUAGGGAGCUCAACAUCCUCGCAGGAGAGGGCGAGAGUUUUAUUCAGUCGACAUCCACUGGAGCUCAGCUGGCAAAGAAGGAUUCCAUUCAGCUGCGCUUCUACAGCAACGGCAUUGUCAUGUUUGACGGCCCCUUCAGGUCUUACCAGGAGCAAAGCACCCAGGUUAGAUCAACAGAAGUGCGCAGGACAAAAAUGUUACUCUACAAAGUUUCUCCCUUUAAACUUCGGCCUUUAUUUUUGCAGCAGUUCAUACAGGACCUGAUGGACGGGUAUUUUCCAACUGAGCUCCAGGACAGAUUUCCAGAGGGUGUUCCUUUUCAGGUUUGUUUCGGUUCCUCUGUUUGUGUAAAUUCUAAACUCCUCUACUUAUUAUGAUUUUAUUUUUGCAGGUUCAUGACAGGCGAGAUGAGGAGUUUGUUUCCAGAGCAGAGUGGAGUAAAUUUCCUGGAGAAGGACAGGCUGUUCUUGGGACAAAAGAUGAAUCAUCCAAUGUUGUCAGUUUCAACUCACCUGGUCUGUAUCGCAAACAUCACACUGUCAUUACUCAAUAAAAGUAAGGAUGCACUGGUGUUAUCUGAGUGUUGGCUAAUGCAGAGUAAUGAUUGGAUGCCACUCUUAGUUAGCUUUAUGUCCCACUGUUUGGGAAGACUUCUAUGAGAUAACUCUGAGUAGCUCACUCUUUAGCUCCCCUCUGUGCUAUUAUUGGGGAGGAGGGCUUUGAGGACAAACAAUGACACAAAACUGCUCUGUCAUGUUCGGGUUAAAUGGCUGUCAAAUACUAUGUAAUAACAGACUUUAAUCUGCAUACCAUGAGUGUUCAUUUCAGGGGGAAAAUGGCCGCUAUGUCAAUUAUGAAUUAACACCUUCUUCUCUUCUUGUUACAGGAAAGAGGCUGGGCAUGGAUCAGAUUUUGAAGAAGCUACCAAGGGUGGUGGUAAAGGCUGGUCGUGUGAUUGACGUCCGAGACUCACUAAGGACUGUCCUCCAGGUGACAAAUCAUUUAUGAAUCAUGUAUUUUAUCUAUCUGUCCGUGCUCAUGCUGAUUGUAAACUCACUAUGAUAUGCCCAUCAUCCUUAUGUUACUAGGGUCCAUCUAAUACCCAGAGCACAUCAGUGAUCCUUGUAGACACGCAAGCACUACAAGCCAUGAGAGAAGGGUACUAAUACACACUCUUCAAAGCAUGUUCAUCAUUGAUCAUUAUUACCUUGUAGAAUUUAGAUGGGAAUCAAAAUGGUUUGUGUGGUUAGGAAUAAUAAGAACUAGCUACAAUAUAGGGGAGAGUGGAGUAAGUUGAGCCAAAGGGUAAGUUGAGCCACCCCCUGUUGCUUGGAAAUGGUAAAAGAAAUUGAUCAUGUGACCAAAUAUUUAGGAGAUGGGCAUCAAUUCAUGGAGUCUGUGAAGGUUAGAAGCAAAUGGAUGAAGGGGUUAGAUAUUUAUUUAAAAAAAAAAAAAACAUUUCUCACUCUUGAAAGUGAAUUUAGUCUGUCAUAAGUUUUAUUAGAAUUGUGUUCAGACCAAAAAAGAUCAUUUUAAAUUUGUUUUAUACAUCAAUUGUGGGUCAGAUGAGGUCAAAAACCUGGUAUAAAAGUCCACCAUUUUAGCUUAGAGGACUAAUAAAGUCAUCAUAGUAGUUCUGGGGUAAGUUGAGCCAUUGACUCAACUGAGAAAGUAAAGAAGUCUGAUGAGAGGAUCAGAGUUUCAGCUCAGAUUGUUGAAAUGUGUUACUUUUUCUUUUCAAAAAUACAGCUGUGAAUGUUCUGAAUCACCUAAAGACAUUCUCAUGUUGAAAUGUUUGUUUUUUUUACGAAACAGCUUUUUAACAAUAAUAAUAAAAAGAAUUAUUGUACCAGUUGAAUAGUGUAUAAUAGAUAACAACACACAAGGAUGUGAAGAAAUGACCGUUAUUUAGGGAGAGAGAAGGUGAGGGAGGGCUGGGGUGGAGAGUGGGGGGUGGUAGGGAUACGGCUCAACUUACCCCAUACACGGGGUAAGUUGACCAUAGGAGACCACUUUUUUUGGCAUGCUAUAUUAUCAAGACAGUUAUGUUUACACUCAUUCGGUUGGUUUGCAGGGAUGCACAACAUCUUGAAAUAUAUGCAGAUACACUAGUUAAAGACAAAACUAUGAUUGUUGAAUGUAUGAUUGAUGUAGUGAUCCGAAAUUUGAAAAAUGGCCCAUCUUAACCCACUCUCCCCUAAAUGCUGAUCAGUAUGUUUGUUUUGCUGCUGCAGCUGAUUAAAAAAAUAUGAACAGGUGUUACUAUUUGCUGCUAGUCUGUAGAAAUGACAAGUCAAGCUAACAGGACUUGUUAGCUUGCAAUGAAAUCUCAGAUAAGGCCCCAAACUGCCUGAGCUUAUCGUGUCAAGUGCAUCUUGAUCAUAUGCCUUUCAGACUGCAGAUAUUUGGCGAUGACGGACCUUUGUCUGCCCACAACGUUGUCACGGUCAAGGUGAAGUCAGAAGACGGGAGCCACACUUACAUACUGAAAAUGAGCUCCUCAGAGACAAUCGGUGACCUGCGGCAGUACCUGGACAAACACAGGUGAGAGAAAACACAUCCUCCCACAGUGACACAUUAUCAUGCCGUUCAAACGUUGACAGUUUGCUUGUACCUCUCACAUCGUAGGGGGGCUCAUCUUAAUGGAUAUGACAUCAUCAGUGCGUACCCACAGUGCUGCUACAAUGAAGACAGCCACACGCUCCAGUCAUGUGGGCUUACGACUAAUGCUACACUGCUGCUGAGAAAGAGCAGACAUCCUCAUCCACAAUGAAGUUAGAAAAAAAACCUAUAUAAUAGUGAUGAGUGGGCUGAGGGAGAUUUUAGUUUGAAAUCAGUUGUUUUGUUUUUACAUAACAGUUAAUGACUGGUAGUAUGAAAAAGCACGUUUCUUUGUAAAGAUGAUUCUUUUCUGUUCAACACGACUGGUGUACUGUGACCACUAUACACUGUGCACAACAGCAAAACAAUGAAACUGAUGCUUCUUCAUGAAUUUUUGACAGCUCUGCUGGUGCAUGGAGAUGCGACAAAGACCCACUGAAAUUCACACUUGAAAUUUAUAAACUUCUAUUGGUGUUACAGCAAUGAAUAAACUGAUUUAAAUUGA